Molecule: messenger RNA, 4970 nt
Organism: Caenorhabditis angaria
Lineage: Eukaryota; Metazoa; Nematoda; Chromadorea; Rhabditida; Rhabditidae
Source: the annotation of a GenBank genome assembly
AUGAACUUUUAUGUGAUUUUUGCGCUGAUUUUUUGCGGAGGAGUUCAGGCUUAUGAUCGAACAAGGUGAGUGUUUUUGGGUGGAAAUUUUUGAAAUCCUAAUUUUUUGAGCUGAAAAUUAAUUAUCUAGAAAUUUAGAAGUAGUGCUUGAAAUAUACAGAUUUUUGGCCUAAAACUUUGAAACUUGUGAAAUCUGUAGAUUUUUAGAAGUUUUAGCUCCAAAUUGCGCUGAAAUGUCAGAUUUUCCAGUAUAGAAAUUUUAGUUUUUCAGUUGUUACAGCAGAAUUUUUAGAGCUAAAAAUGAUCUUGAAAUUGAAAACUUCUGAUGUGAAUUCUGUGGAUUUUCAGAAGUUUUAGAUCAAAAUUUCGUUAAUUUUUCAGAUUUUUCAGUUUAGAACUUCUCAAUUUUCUUGAGCUCAAAAUUAUCUUUUCAAACUUCAAAUCAAAAUUUUUUGAUUUAAAAAUAAUUCUAGAAAUUCAGAAAAUCUAGAAUUUUUGGGUCUGUGUAUUCUGCGAAUUUCCAGAAGUUUCAGUCACAAAUUCUGCUGAAAUUCAAGAUUUUCGACAUUUUUUCUAUAGUUUUUGGGAAUGGAACUGUAGAUCAGAAGUUCAGGUACUGUAGAACAGCAAUAUAAGUACUGUAGCUCAAAAACCUAGGUACUGUAGAUCAACAGCCGAGGUACUGUAGCUCAAAAACUUAGGUACUGAAGAUCAGCAGCCGAGGUACUGUAGGUUAGUAAUCCCGAGUACUGUAGAGAAGCUACUGUAGAUCAGUUACCCAGUAGGUCAGCAACCUAGGUACUGUAGAUCAGCUUGAGCUUAAAAUUCAAGUUGUCAGAAGUUGAGCUUCAGAAGUUGAACUUCAGAACCUUUUUUUUUCAAAGCUAAAAAUUUCACUGAAAAUCCUUUCCCUAACAUAACAUUUUUCUGAAAUCCACAUGAAAAUUCCUCAAGCUUUCACAAUUUUGAAACUUUUUUUGAAGCUGAAACUAUAAUUUCUUUAAAUCAACUUAAAAUUUAAAAAAGUUGUCAAAAAUUGAAUUUCAGAAUUUUUUUAAAAAUAUUUUCUGCUAAAAACUUCACUGAAAAUUCUACUUUUUUAGAACUUUGAUUCAAAAAUUCAGAAUUUUGCAUUUUUCCAAUUUUUUCCCAGUUGAAACUUUGGAAAAUAAAUUCCGGAAAAUCCCAAUUUUUUCCAAACCCAACCUAAAAUACAGUGUAGUUUGACACAUUCCCGUUCUCAAUUAUCAAUCAAAAAAACAAUUUUCAAAACCGGAUUUUUCUAGCAAAACUUUUUCGCGUUGCUAGAAAAAAAAUCGCGGUUCCAGGACACACCCAAAACCGGAAAACCCUACAAAAAAUCCCAGAUCCAAAAAAAUUUUUCAUCUAAAAUUUUCAGAUGUUGGACAUCGGGAAACAAUAAGCCGGCUCAAUGGUGGUCUCAAGGCGAAGUGAUAACACGUGGCAAAUAUUAUUACGAGUGUCGGAUGGGACAAUUGGAACCUUUGGGAUGUUUGUCACCACAGGAUCAGCAAGUUCCGAUUGGCAAUACUUUUAGACAGGAUGACUAUGAAUUUAUUUGUAGAUUGGGUGAGUCUGAGGCGGCCUAAAAACCCAAAUUGGAGUUUCUAGGCCACCAUCAUCCAUGUUUUUUCCAGGUUCCGAUGGCUACCUGGAAUUCGGCUAUAAUGCGUGUGUCGGAAGCGACGGUCGAACUUAUCAAAAGGGAGAAACUUGGACAGAUGCCAAGGUCGGUUUUGAACUGCUGAUUUAUUUUUUUUCUCCGAUAUUUUUCUGAGAAAAAAAAUGAAAGUUGAUAUUGACAAGACAAGAAAAAAAGAGAUAAAUUUGAUCGGACAAGGUUGAAGAUUGAAUUUGGGAGAAUUUUUGAAAGUGAUUUUUGCUGCUGAAAAAAAAAUUAGGAGAUCUUGAGAUGAUUUUUUUCUAUUGUCAAGAAGGAUCAGCGCCUAGAGAGCUUGGGUCUUAAACAGACGCGCCUAGGUCUCAAGUAGCCGCGCUUAGAGGGCAUAGUUCUCUAGCAGCCGCGCCUAGAAGGCAUUGUCCUCAAGUAGCAGCGCCUAGAGAGCCUAGGUCUCAAGUAGCUGCGCUUAGAGGGCAUAGUCCUCAAGUUGCCGCGUCUUAAGAACCUCAUUGUCUAGGUUCCGCACCUUGAGAAUCACUCUGCCUAGGAGCUGUCCCUUGAGAGCUUCUAUGCCAAGUAGCAGUGCCUAGGGAACCUAAUUAUCAAGCAGCUGUGCCUAGGGAACCUGAUUAUUAAGCAGCCGCUCCUAGAUUGUCUAGUCCUCAAGCAGCCGCGCCUAACGAACCUGAUUCUUAAGUAGCUGCCCCUUAAGAGCCUGUGUCUCAAGCAGCCGCGCCUAGAAAACGUAAUUGUCAAGGACGCGUAUCUAGAGUCUCAUUCUAACAAGGAGCGGCGCCUCAAAAACCUAAUCGUCAAGGACGCGUAUCUAGAGACCCACUCUCGCAAGGAGCGGCGCCUAGAAAAAUUCAAUUGUCAAGGAUCAGCGCCGAGAGCUCCGCACACAGAUACUAGAAAAAAAUCUCAAAAAUUUAUCCACGUGGAUUUUCGCACCAAAAAACCCCACACCAAAUUUUUUCUACAGAACAUGUACUAUUAUCGUUGCCGAGACGAUGGCCGCGUUGUCAAAGCGAUCAUCGAAGGUUGCAUUGCUCAUGAUAAGCAAAAACGAGUUCCAUUGGGCGAAUCGGACGAUUACCAAGGAUAUACGUAAGUUUUUUAUUGGCGCCAGAUAUUUUUUGUCUCGCUCGCUCUUGAUUUCGUGAUGAAGGUCAUGUCAAAUCGGGUUAUCAUCUUUGAUAUGAGAAAAAUCAAAAAUAAUACAGAUGUGUUAUUGAAAAGUGCAUGUGGAAAAUGAAAAAUUGAUGUGAUCUUGGAAUCAGAAAUAAAUUUAUAUCUUAUUUUUUGCAGCUACAAAUGUCAGCAAAAAUCGACGGGGAUUGUUCAAAUGUGCAGUGUUGGAUGUGUUCAUGAGGGAAGACGAUAUUCGGUUGGCGAACAAUAUAGAGUGAGUUGGGAUAAGUGGGUUUGAGAAGUGAGGGACUUUCAAGAAUUCCAAAUCUGAUAGCGAUUUGGAAAAUUAAUUUUUUUGGAAUUUUGAAAGUUCCUGGCUGGAUUUUCGGAAAAUCGGAUUUUUCAUUUUUUUUUUUGAGAAGUUAAUUUGAAGUUCUCAAUUGUUUUUUAGAAUUUUUAGAAGUUCUGAAUAUGAUUUUCAGAAGAUUUCAGUCCAGUGAUUUUAAGAUCUGAAAAUUCAACAUUUUUGGACCUUGAAGUUACAAUUUUGGUCUGAAUUGGGAUUUUUCGAGAAAUUUCCUAAUUUUAGCUUAGUGAGCUUGAAAUCUGUAAUUUUUUGAAUCUGGAAGCUCAAAAUCAGAAAUUAAAACCCACAGGUUCGAAAAUCUCCAAAUUUUCAGUCAAAAAUUGAGAUUUUCAGCUUCCCGGUUUAAGAAAAUGCUAAAAAUAUCACAUUUCUAGGUAACAGGACUGAAAUUUGCUGAAAAUUCCAAAUUUUGAGCCAAAAAUUGGUAUUUCAAGCUCUCCGGUCAAAAAAAUUCUGAAAAUUCCAGAUUUGCAAUUCACUGAGCUGGAAUUUGCUGAAAAUCCCAAAUUUUAAGUCAAAUCUUGGGGUUUUUAGCUCUAAGGUCCAAAAAAUGCUGAAAAUUCCAGAUUUUCAACUCACUGAACCGAAACUUGAUGAAAAUCCCAAAUUUUUGAAAUUGAAAAUCGAGAUUUUCAGCUCCGUGGUCCAAAAACUUCCAAAUUUCAAGCUCACUGAACUAAAGUUCCUUGAAAACCUUGAAUUUUGCGCUUCCAAGCCAAAAAAUGCUGGAAAUUCUAGAUUUGCAAUUCACUGAGCUGGAAUUCGCUGAAAAUCGCAAAUUUUCAGCUCUUAGGCUUUUUUCCAAAUUCGAGUUUGUGUUUUAUUAUCUUUGGAACACUUUUUUCCACUUUUGCAAAAUCUCUGAACCUUUUUGCUAAUUUUAAUAGGAUUAACCUUGAUUCGAUAAGGUUUCUGAUCAAAAAUCGUAAAAAUUGGAUGCGAUUGGUCGGAUUUAACGGUUUUCUCGCCAUAAAAUAAAGUUUUUGGAACAAUCCAAAGUUUUGGAGGGAAAAACGAGUAGAAACAUCGUUUCAAGACCCGACUUAUCUUACUGUAGCACUGCUUGAGCUGUGUUUAUUUUAGCUAAAUUUCUCAUUUUCAGGACGGAGACUACGUGUUCUACUGCAAAAUCAAGGCUGGAAAAUGCUCGAAACAAUGUAUUGGAUGUGUUGUUGAGGGAAAGAAUGUUUUCGAUGGUCAGAGAUUCAAAAGAGAUGGGACAACUUAUCAAUGCGAGGUUUGUAGAGGGGAAAAUCAAAAAUUUCAAGAUUUUAUAGCCAGUUUUUCAAGUUUUAAAAAUUUUAGAUAUCCUGCCUGAAAUCUAAAAUUUUAAAGUUUCUGAAAAUGAAUCAAGCCUUGAAAAAAAUUCAUAUUAUUUUUCUUAAUUUCUAAAAACUAAGUUCAAUAUUAGACUUAGUCUAACUUCCAAAACUCCCGCCAUUCAACUUCUUCUCUCCAGAUUCGCCCAUCUGCGCACAGAAUCCGCGCAGUUGGUUGUGCCAUCACUGAAAAUGGUCGAGACAUCAAUAAAGUGAUCGGAUGCCGUUGGUACGAGAACAAUUACGACUGGAAGAUCGAGAAAACUUGCGAAGCUUCUGGCACAGAUUCAGCUCAAGUCAAGGUCGUCGGUUGUAUUUACAAGUACAAAGGUUUUGACCGAAUUUUCCUGGAACCCGGAAAAUAUACGAUUUGGAAUUUGCCAAAAUCCAAAGAAUCAGUUGGUUUGAGUUGUCGAAAAACCGCGGAUUCAGCAGAGAUGACUAUAUUCGAUGUUUCGAAAUUGGAGCAAAAUACAUCCGGGUUACAGUAUGAUAUGCCACGUGGCAAAUAA